GCAAAUUUCAAUUUAACGUAUAGAAGAAUGUAAUGAACCAUAUACCAAGUUUUGAAUAUUUGCAAUUUUGUUGUUUGAACACUUAAUUGUUGUUCGCUUCAAAGUUCAAUAAAGGCCUCAAGGCCCAAAGUAUAUCUGUUACUCAUCCAGUCGACACAGUCAUACUUAAACGUCGCCGUUUCCGUGUUCGAAGCUUCGUGAAAAUCUUCAAUCUCGCGAGAGAGAAGAAGAAGAAGAAGAAGAAGAAGAAGCGAUGUUCCUGGUGGAUUGGUUCUAUGGAGUUCUGGCAACUCUGGGACUAUGGCAGAAAGAAGCGAAGAUUCUGUUUCUAGGUCUCGACAACGCCGGCAAAACCACCUUGCUUCACAUGUUAAAGGACGAGAGACUGGUCCAGCAUCAGCCGACACAGCAUCCGACAUCGGAAGAGCUUAGUAUCGGCAAAAUCAAGUUCAAAGCCUUCGAUUUGGGAGGUCAUCAGAUUGCUCGUAGAGUCUGGAAGGACUAUUACGCUAAGGUUGAUGCAGUGGUAUACCUAGUUGAUGCAUAUGACAAAGAGAGGUUUGCAGAAUCAAAGAAAGAGCUUGACGCUCUUCUCUCUGAUGAAUCCCUAGCAAAUGUCCCUUUCCUCAUCCUUGGAAACAAAAUCGACAUUCCGUACGCUGCAUCAGAAGACGAGCUGCGUUAUCAUCUAGGCCUCACCAGUUUCACCACUGGGAAAGGUAAAGUGAAUCUAGCAGGAACAAAUGUUCGUCCUCUUGAGGUGUUCAUGUGCAGCAUUGUCAGAAAGAUGGGUUACGGCGAAGGAUUUAAAUGGGUUUCUCAAUAUAUCGACUAGAUCAAUCAUAUUUAAGUCUUAUCUAUCUAUACUGUGUGAUUGGUAUCUGUACGUGUUAUAACCUAAUGUAUAAUUACGAUUAAUGUGUGUAUACAACAAGAUUUGACGGCUUUUAAAUUAUCAAUUUUGUGUUUACAGACCAAAGUUGAAUCCUAUGAAAAGUGUGAACCCAUUUGUCUGUGACUGUGUAACUGUGUGGGGCUUAAGAAAUGGCUGUAUCUUAGCUUUUUUAUGAAAAUUCGAAAGAUGAACACUUUUACUUUAA
Arabidopsis thaliana (thale cress) is the source of this 1100-nucleotide messenger RNA. RefSeq names its product Ras-related small GTP-binding family protein. Gene Ontology annotation, cellular component: Golgi cisterna membrane; endoplasmic reticulum membrane. Lineage: Eukaryota; Viridiplantae; Streptophyta; Magnoliopsida; Brassicales; Brassicaceae. The transcript is spliced from 3 exons. Gene Ontology annotation, biological process: intracellular protein transport. The record is from RefSeq and is marked reviewed. Gene Ontology annotation, molecular function: GTP binding; G protein activity; GTPase activity. The coding region runs from base 254 to 835 and encodes 193 amino acids.